Messenger RNA from Lucilia sericata (common green bottle fly), 1510 nucleotides. RefSeq names its product DEAD-box ATP-dependent RNA helicase 42-like. Lineage: Eukaryota; Metazoa; Arthropoda; Insecta; Diptera; Calliphoridae. The transcript has 4 exons. The annotation marks the transcript as partial. The record is from RefSeq and is a predicted model, not a curated record.
ACUACCGGAUGACCGUCAUGUCCAAAGAGAUGUUAGCACAAGUUUAGUAGACAAUCGUGAAGAACGUCGAAUUGACAAUCGCAGAACUUAUCGUGAUGUUGACAGACGUUCAGAUGUUAAUAUUGAUUCUCAAAGAGAACGUGUAGAACGACUUGAACACCGUGAAGUACGACGUGAUGUUAACCGCCGCUCAGAUGAUAUUCGCCAGUCUCGACGUGUAGAUAUUCAGAAACCUUCACAAAGAGAACGGGAAUCAGUACAACGUCGUGAUGUAAAUAAAAAGGAAAGAGAAACUUUGAUGCGACUUGAUGACCGUGAAGAUGAACGUAGUACCACCACCAGACGUUUAGAAGUCUCCCGUGAAUCUCGACGUAAUAGUGAGGUACGUGAACAUAGGGAACAAAGUGAUAUUAGCAGACAUAUUGAUAAUACCCGUGAUUAUCGAGAAGAACGGGAAGUAAGACAGAAUGAACAUGAAUCUUUGAGGCGUGAAUCACUACGACAAGAAAACAGACGUUCAGUAGAUAAUCGCGAGGAACGUCAAGAAGAUUUAAAACAAUUAGAUGAACGUGUUGAUAUUAGGCAUUCUGAUAAUACUCCUGACUUUGAACGUUUAAUUGAAACUAGACGUGAACGACAAGAACGUGGAGAAACUUUAAAACGUCUUGAUGAUCGUCAAGCUUAUCGUGACAUCGGUAGGAGCUCGGAAGAUAUCCGCGAAGACCGUCGAGAAUCUUUAAGACAAUUGGAUGAACGUAUAUACGACAGAAGACUAGAUGGCCGUCAAUCCAAGAGUGGAACCAGUAGACGCUUGGAAGAAAACCGCGAAGAUCAACGUGAUAUCAACAGAAUUUCGAAAGACAAUCGUGAAGAUCGCCAAACCGAAAGAGCUGUAAGCAUGCGUUUAAAUGUUAUUCGUAAAUCUGAACGUGUCUCUCAAAGCGAAAAAGAACAAUUAGAAACCCGCGAAACCUUAAACCGUUUCGAUGAUCGUCAAACCGAGCGUGAUGUUACAAGACGUUCAGAACACAUCAGUAAAGAUCAUCAAUUUAGACGAGAAGCUCAACGUGAAGUUAUUAGGCAUUCAGAUGAUGAUGCCCGUGAUCGUCGAGAACGAUUUGAACGUUAUGAAACUUUGAGACGAUUUGAUGACGGUGAAGCUGAACGAAAAGUAAAUCUACGUUUACAGGAACGACUUUCCCAAAGAGUACGAGAAGCUGAACGUCAAAACGAAGAGCAAGAACAUAGAAGAGAACGUGUGGAACGGCAGGAGCAAAAAUCUCGUGUUUUCCAAAUGGAAUUUGAAAAUAGACGAAACGAUGUUGUAGAACCUAAUACCGAGCAUGACUAUGCUGUGAAAUCAACUGUUUUCCUCAAAAAUAGCUACUUGUUCUUGGGUCAAGGUGUGAUCUUGGCAUUUGUAAUUAUGAAAACUCUUAAUGACAAAGAUAAUUUAAAAAGCCAAUUACCCCAAAAACUACGUACGGCUGUUGAUAUGAUAGGUUUUUAA